UCCUCUGAGCUCCUCUUCACUAAUUUCCAGUCCGGUUUUCGUGCGCUCCUAUGUUGGCUGUGUUUCCUUUGACUUUCUCCGUGCGCAGUAAUCUCACCUGAAUUUCAGAGAUGGAGUUCCCUACUCUUCCUCCCGACGCUCUUGGUGAUUUUAAUGAGCGCUUCUCGGUCUCCAUAACUCCUUUUUUCAACAUUACAUCCUCUGAGAAUCUGCUGCUUGUGUCAUCAAGUGUCAAUGAGACCGCCAGACCUGCGACCAGAGACACCGCAAGUCUCAUCAUCGCCGUUUGUAUCACGGCUCUCUACUCUCUCAUCUGUGUGGUGGGACUGCUGGGAAACGUGCUUGUGAUGUAUGGAGUGGUCAGGUACACCAAAAUGAAGACCGCCACCAACAUCUACAUCUUCAACCUGGCUCUUGCCGACGCACUUGCCACAAGCACCCUGCCCUUCCAGAGCGCUAAGUACCUGAUGAGCACAUGGCCCUUUGGGGAGCCGUUGUGUAAAGUGGUCAUCGCCAUCGACUACUACAACAUGUUCACCAGCAUUUUCACACUCACCAUGAUGAGUGUCGACCGUUACAUCGCUGUUUGUCAUCCAGUGAAGGCCCUUGACUUUCGUACGCCGGCCAAAGCCAAGCUCAUCAACGUCUGCAUCUGGAUCCUCUCCUCUGCUGUUGGAGUCCCUGUGAUGAUCAUGGCCAUUACCAAAGUGACAGACAAAGGACAGACUGCCUGUGCACUCAGAUUCCCCAAACCUGAGUGGUACUGGGACACAGUGAUGAAAAUCUGUGUGUUCAUCUUUGCCUUUGUGGUUCCCGUCCUGGUCAUCACCAUCUGCUACGGUCUGAUGAUCCUGCGGCUCAAGAGUGUUCGUCUGCUCUCUGGCUCCAAAGAGAAAGACAGAAACCUGCGACGGAUCACCCGGAUGGUCCUGGUGGUCGUAGCAGCCUUUAUCAUCUGUUGGACUCCCAUCCACAUCUUCAUCAUCAUCAGGACCAUGGUGGAUAUUGACCACAAGAACCUUCUGGUUAUGGCCACCUGGCAUCUUUGCAUUGCGCUCGGCUACACCAACAGCAGCCUCAACCCCGUCUUGUAUGCCUUCCUGGAUGAGAACUUCAAAAGGUGCUUCAGGGAUUUCUGCCUGCCCUAUCGAUCCCGUCUGGAUCAGAGCAGCUUCUCAAGAGCACGAAACAGCACACGGGAGCCUGCGUCCAUUUGUGCUCAUGCACGGACAGAGAGACAGCCGGCCUGACUAGGCAUGGAUCAGCAUGAUGGAAGAACAGUUCAGGAUGAGUGUCGGACUGAGAUCACGCAGUUCACCACAACAGGUGUUUGAUUCUGCAGAUGUAGACUUUCGACUUACUGUUUGUGUGAAGGAUUGAUUGUGUUUUUGGUUUCACAUAAUGAAGCUUGUGGCAGUUGGUUUGUGGGACACAAUGGACUGGUUGUACAGCAGACAUGUUGACUUGUCAAAGCAGUAACAAUGACCGAGUUUCCUGCUAUGACAUGUAAAAAUGUCUGCUGUGCAACUGGGACUGACCUUCAGGGUGAUCACAAACAUUUCUGUGUGAGCCUGUGCAUUAGGAAAUGGAUUAAAAUCUACAUACAAACAUAAAACAACCAUAUGAACAAACACAAAUAGAGUGCAGUCAGAAAGUAUUCGGAUAUGUUGUCAUUAUGUAUAUAUAAAAAAGAAGUUAAAGUGCUGACUUCAAGCUUUUAAAGGGGGGUUGUAACAGUGUAGGGCUCAUAGCCCUGUGCUUACAUAGUCCCACAAUGAUUAGAUUGUCAGGCAGGACAAUUGAUCCUAAACACACAGACAAGGCCACCGAAGAGUCUUUUUAUGGUGAAGCAGGGGCUGAUGUAUGAUUGGCCGAGUCACCCACCUGACCUCAGUCCAACAGAUUGUGUUUCACUUGAUAAAAACCAGACUGGCUCUGAAAAUCUCUGUAGCAGGAAGAAGUGAUGAUGUCUGCAGUACAUCCCUGUCAGAACACCAACGGGAUAUGCUGAUGUCUGUAGGACACAGACUUUAUUCAGCUUGUGAUUUAUUUACAUAUUACAUGACUCUAUAUACAUAUAUAUGUUCGCUUUCUAUUCUCUAAAAUUGGGAGACAAUAUAUGAGGGGCUGCGUUUUCUACACUGUUCAUGUGACGUCUUCAAAAUGGACCUGAGAUAACUACUUUUUUGGCCACUUGUGGACAGAGGAAAUAGUU
Molecule: messenger RNA, 2215 nt
Organism: Larimichthys crocea (large yellow croaker)
Lineage: Eukaryota; Metazoa; Chordata; Actinopteri; Sciaenidae
Gene: oprd1b
Product: opioid receptor, delta 1b
Exons: 3
Coding region: 111-1250 (379 amino acids)
Biological process (GO): G protein-coupled opioid receptor signaling pathway; neuropeptide signaling pathway
Cellular component (GO): plasma membrane; neuron projection
Molecular function (GO): neuropeptide binding; G protein-coupled enkephalin receptor activity
Source: RefSeq, a predicted model, not a curated record